Molecule: messenger RNA, 1842 nt
Organism: Oldenlandia corymbosa var. corymbosa
Lineage: Eukaryota; Viridiplantae; Streptophyta; Magnoliopsida; Gentianales; Rubiaceae
Source: the annotation of a GenBank genome assembly
AUGGCUUCCGGCUUUGUGUUCGAAGCGCCCAGCGAUGAAGAAGUCGAGCACGAAGAAUACGAAGAGGACGAAAGUGAUGACUCUUCAAAAGGUAUAGAAGAAGAAGCACAACCUAGCAACUCAGGAGGAGAAGAAGAAGGAGAUAGUGAUGAUGAAGAUGAGACUGCUGCAUUUGCCUUGCCAACACUGGAGAGGCUACUAUACCGUCCAAAGAAUCGGCCGGCUAUAAGAGUUCUUAUACUGACUCCUACUAGGGAACUUGCUGCACAGGUGCACAGUAUGAUAGGGAAACUUGCUCAGUUUAUGACAGAUAUCAGAUGUUGUUUGGUCGUUGGUGGGCUUUCCUUACAGACGCAAGAGGCAGCUCUGCGAUCCAUGCCAGAUAUAGUUGUGGCCACUCCCGGACGUAUGAUAGAUAUUCUUCGCAAUUCCAAGUCAAUAGAUUUGGACAGUCUUGCUGUUUUGAUACUUGAUGAAGCAGACCGUCUUUUGGAGUUUGGAUUUAGUGCCGAUAUGCCUGAGCUGAUGAGACUGAUACCUAAACGGAGGCAAACUAUGCUGUUCUCUGCCACUAUGACAGAAGAAGUCAACGAGCUCAUCAAAUUAUCAUUGAACAAACCUUUGCGGCUUUCAGCAGAUCCAUCCACAAAACGACCAGCAACUUUGACCGAAGAGGUUGUUAGAAUACGCCGAAUGCGUGAAGGGAACCAGGAAGCAGUUCUUCUUGCUUUGUGCUCUAGGACAUUCACAUCCAAAGCUAUCAUAUUCAGUGGAACAAAGCAAGCUGCACAUCGCUUGAAAAUAUUAUUUGGGUUAUCUGGUUUCAAAGCCGCUGAGCUUCAUGGUAAUCGUACUCAGGCCCAACGUUUAGAAGCUUUGGAAUUGUUUAGGAAGCAACAAGUGGAUUUUCUGAUUGCUACUGAUGUUGCUGCCAGAGGACUCGAUAUUAUUGGUGUUGAAACAGUGAUAAAUUUUGCAUGCCCUCGUGACCUUACCACGUAUGUUCAUCGAGUGGGUCGAACAGCUAGGGCUGGUAGGGAGGGGUAUGCUGUUACGUUUGUAACUGACAACGAUCGUUCUCUUCUGAAAGCAAUUGUUAAAAGAGCCGGUUCAAAGUUAAGGAGUCGAAUUGUUGCAGAACAGUCUAUAAUUAAGUGGUCUCAAAUGAUUGAGCAAAUGGAGGAUCAAGUAGCUGAAAUUCUGCAAGAAGAGAGGGAAGAAAUGGCUAUGAGAAAAGCGGAGAUGGAAGCUACUAAGGCCGAAAACAUGAUUGCACAUCAUGAUGAAAUCUAUUCACGGCCAAAAAGAACGUGGUUUUCAACUGAAAAGGAGAAAAAGCUUGUUGCAAAAGCAGCCAAAGUAUCUCUGGAGAAGGGUAAAGUUUCUAAAAAUGAGUUAAUUAGUGCUGAACAAGCCGAAGAUCUAAAGAUGAAGGAAAAGAGAAAGCGAGAGCGAGAGAAAAAUCUGCCGCGGAAGAAAAGGAGGAAGUUGGAAGCUGCCAGAGAAUUAUUGGAAGAUGAUUACGAAAGUCAAGAGGGAACUAACAAGAAUAAGAAAGAGAAGGGCGGGAAGGAUGGGAAGAACGGAAUUUCUCUUGUUGAUCUGGCUCAUAGACGGGCAAAAGCUGCGAAAGCUGUCAAAAGGGCUAUUGAUUCUGGAAAAUUUAUCAGAAAGGUGGAAAGGAAGUCAACACAUUCUUCCCAGAAAACACAAUCCAGGACUGAAGAGACGAAGGAGCUUUUCCAGAGUGACAUGGGGGAUAAAAAACGUAGAAAAAAUCCUCAAAUUGGUGGGAAAAAGAAAUCUUCAUUCAAAAGUAAAUCAAGGUAUAAACGCAGGUGA